Molecule: messenger RNA, 1830 nt
Organism: Schizosaccharomyces cryophilus OY26
Lineage: Eukaryota; Fungi; Ascomycota; Schizosaccharomycetes; Schizosaccharomycetales; Schizosaccharomycetaceae
Product: threonine-tRNA ligase
Exons: 1
Coding region: 133-1545 (470 amino acids)
Biological process (GO): threonyl-tRNA aminoacylation
Cellular component (GO): cytoplasm
Molecular function (GO): threonine-tRNA ligase activity; ATP binding
Source: RefSeq, a predicted model, not a curated record
CCUGUUUUCAAAUGCACACUACUCGGCGGUAGUCCUUUCUUAAACAUAUUAGCGAUUUGGUUCAAUGUAUCUUGAAAUUUAAUUUUCUAAGAUAUAAAGGUUGUAUAUUCUUAUUAAACGAAAUAAUUUAGAAUGGUUUUGUCAAAUUUUGGAUGGCACACCUCAAAGCUGAAUCUCAGAAUCGGUUUUAACAACCGAAAAUGCUGUGGUGUAAUUAUACAUCCUAGAUUGUACUCCAAUGCUUCCAAAUUAUCGUUUGAGGAUCAUCGUGUCAUAGCUCAAAGGCAGAAACUUUUUAUUACGGAUCCAAGGUCACCUGGCUCUACAUUUUUUUUACCCCAUGGAGCCCGUAUUUACAAUCGUUUGGUGGACUUUUUAAAGCUCCAAUAUCGAUUGCAAGGCUUUGAAGAAGUCAUGACACCUAUGAUUUUUAAAAAGGAUUUAUGGGAACGAAGUGGUCAUUGGCAAAACUACGAAAAAGAGAUAUUUCGCGUGGAAGGAAGUAAAAAAGUUGAAGAAAAUGAGGAAGAAAAGAACUCUGUUUAUGGAUUGAAGCCUAUGAACUGUCCAGGUCAUUGCUUAUUAUAUUCCCAUACAGAGCGGUCAUACAGGGAUUUACCUUUGCGGUUUGCAGAUUUUAGUCCUUUACAUAGGAACGAGGCUUCUGGUGCUCUUUCUGGACUAACUAGGCUCCGCUGCUUUCAUCAAGAUGAUGGUCAUAUAUUCUGCGAACCUGAGCAGAUUAAAUCUGAAAUAAAAAAAACACUCCACUUCAUAAAACAUGUCUAUUCUUUAUUGGGAAUGAACAAACUAAAGUAUUUUUUGAGCACACGACCAGAAGACUCCAUUGGUUCUCUCGAGACCUGGAAAUUAUCGGAAGAUGCGUUAAAGGAGGCAUUGAAUGACAAUGAAGUACCAUGGGUAUUGAAUGAAGGAGAUGGUGCAUUUUAUGGACCAAAGAUAGACGUUAACGUUGCAGAUGCCCGCGGAAAAUGGCAUCAAACGGCAACCAUCCAACUUGAUUUUCAUUUACCUCAACGAUUCCAAUUGUACUAUCGCACUAACGCAGGUGGCUCUUCUACUGUUGAAGAAAAUGAAAAAAUGCCAGUUCUCGUCCAUAGGGCUGUUUUUGGCUCUUUAGAACGGUUUAUGGGAAUAUUGAUAGAGCAUAUUAAUGGUCAUUGGCCAUUUUGGUUAAGUCCUCGCCAUGCGGUUAUUCUGCCAAUUAACCAAAGUAAGCCAGUGUUGGAAUUUACGAAAAAAGUUCAAAAGGAGCUUUCUGGUUCUAAACAGGUUCAAUUGCAUUUCGCUCCCUUAAAUCAAGCCUAUUAUUACGUAGAUAUCCAAGCCGAUGCCCAGUCUCUAGGAAAGAGAUUACGAGAAUCGAGGCUUUUGAAUUACAACUAUGAGAUUGUUAUUGGUGAGAGAGAGGUUCAAGAACAAGUCCUCAGUGUAACGGAUAGACAAGAUCGAAAAUCUACUAAACGGAUGACAAUCGAUGAGUUGAGACGCAUUUUUGAAGAAAAACUGAGCAAUUAUGAGUAGUGCCUUUUUUCCACUCUCUGAAAGGAAUGUCGGUAGAUCCAAACUUUCCUACCCAAUUGAAGAUGCAAACUGCUGCUACUCUCGUUGGCAUAAUAUACCUUAAUUUAAUCUUUUUUUAAGAGAAUUAAUUUUUCAAUUAAUACUAUCUUUUCCAUUUAUGAGUGAAUAUUUGAAAGAAGGAGAUGGGAAACGAUUAAGUAUGAAGCGUAGAUUAGAUAUCAUAAGCAAAGCAAAACUUUUUAUAGAACAGACGCGAAGACGCGAAUAUAUUUAAGCAUUGGGAAG